AUGGUCCCCCACCUGCUGUUUCUCCUGGCGUUGCAGGUGCUGCUGCUGCUGCUGGGCGGUCCCGUAGCCGCCGCCAUGAUGCUGGGCUGCGAAGCCGCCAGGACCGCUGCCUCCUCCGGAAAGCGCCCGUGCGGCUUCAAAGAGAAAGAACGCCAGGAGGCAGAGCGAGCGGCCGGUUUUCGCCGUCAUCCUCUCUGCCCUCUAAAGUCUACGCGCCAGAGUGGCGACGAAGUCCCUCACUCUCUUGUGGGUGUCUGUGCUUCCCACGCCGCCCCACGUGUCAGCAGUCAGCAGUGUCGAGCGGUGUAUGGAGGCCGGCGAAUGGUCAAUACUGCUGGUCUCAAGUCCUGGAGAAGAAGAACUGCGAGACAAGACAAGACAAGACAAAACAAGACAAGGCAAGACAUGACAACAGCAGCCCAGCCAGACGAGCAUGCCGGUGAGAGCGGAGGCGGUCCGAUGAUGGAGGACAGCAUGAGGGGACUCUUCGACCUCCCGGAGGACGGCCUGGUGUCCUCCUUGGCGCUGACGCCGGACGGCUGCUACGUGUUCGCUGCCUUCGGCGGGGGAGAGGUGCGCCUGUACGCCCAGGCGCUACGGACCGUCGGUGCCGCCAGCCGGAGCGGGACCAUCGUCGCGCAGAUCAAGUCGAAGGGCAUGUUCAGUAACACGAGGGUCGACUGCCACGUGGAGGCCAGCGAGGACGGCCGCUUCAUCUUCGCCGGGCUCCUCCGAGGGUCUUCGGAGGUGCUCGCGCUCGACAUCUCGGACCUGCCUAGGUGGCGGACCCUCCCGGCCGGAGAGGAGGCGAGCUUGAAUGCGAGCCGCGUCGACCUGAACCGCCUCAUCCGCACCUACUCCCACUCCGACGGGAAGCUCAAGGGCUUCGGCGCCGCCGCGGUCGUCCGCACCGGCCCGAACCGCCGGGAGUGGGGCAAGAGGUACCGCCUCUUCUGCGGCCGCGGCAUCAAGAACAUUCACGUCUGGUCUUUCGUCCCGGACUUGGCGAGCGGAGGUGGGGGCGGCGGUCGCGGGAAGAGCGGCUGCCGCGGGGGGCAGUGGACCUGCCUCUACGACACGCACACGAACGGGGCGACGGUGGAGCUCGUGGCUUUCCGAAACGGCGGGUUGGAGGGCAUUUCGAAGUCGACGGACGCUAACGUUCGAGUGUGGGACCUCAGCAGCGAGGAGAGGCAGACAAAGCCCCCCUUCCGUGACAUCAGCAACUCUAAGGACAUACGAGCCGUGUUCGGGGACUUCGCCUACGGCGGAGCUACGGUGCUGAGUCUUGUUAAGCUUGACGCCCCGCCGGUGGCGAACCGCAUGGAAAUCGGUGAGAAACCGAGAGAGGGGUUGGGGGGGGACGGUCGGCACGUGGUGCUCGUGUGCUCGGACGGGAUGCUUUUGUAUCAUCGACACACGCAGCCUCCAACACCCUCUCAAGCGACGAGCGCACCAUGCACGUUCUUGCUCCUUUCUGAGCCGCCGCUCUUUGUCUUGGUCUCCAGCGAGAGGGAUCCAAACGGCCUCCUAUUUUUGCUGAACGUUGGCGGCACUCUCGUGUGCGUGUGGCACUCUCCCCCCAAUGACACUCCUCAGCAGGCGGUCAACACGAUGCGCUUGCAGCCGCUCGAGGGCAUCGGGACGAGGGAGGAGGACGCCAAGCCGACCGUGGCUCUGAGCCUCGCGGGGGCGAGCGGGCUCCCCGUCCUGAUCAUCGCGGGCGGGAAGGGGAGCGGCGGAGACGCCGCGGUGAGCGGCGAGGAAAGGGACAAGGAGCUGGAGCUGAUGGCGCUCCCCCGGACCAAGGAGCAGCAGCGCGAAGAUUCGCAAGUGAAGCGCACGGACACCUUUGGGCGCUGCAUGCUCCCCUGGCCCGAGGGUCGAAGGCUUACGCCGGAAGAUAACGAGACGGACGGCGAGGACAGCGCCGCCGCGGACAGCGGGAACGAAAGCGGGAACGGAAACCCCGAAGUAGGCGGUGAUAGCAGUAGGCAACAAGGAGAGGGUGGUUGCGUGAGCGUGGGAGAGGAGGUAGGAGGAACGGAGGUUGUCCCCGCGUCGCCGAUGAACCAACAGCAGCAGCAGCAGCAGCAGCCUGCCGCUACGUCCGCCACCGCCGCCGCCGCCGCUAUCCUGCCGCCGUCCACCCCGGCACCGCCGGUCACGCCGCCGGGUCCUACGUGGCAAGGGGCAGGAGAAGACAACGCCUUGGGUUGGCGAAGAACGGGGGAUUCUGCGAACGCGCAGCAGGUCGGUCGGCCGACGUCCCAGACCUCUAUGUCCUUAUCGCCAUCACCGAUCGGCGCCGGCGUUCAACAGCACCUCUUCUCUUCCCCGGCCGGCUCCACUCCCGGCAGCGGCGGCGGCCGCAAGCGUACGCGCGUCGACGGCGGCAGCGAUGGCAAGACCGGCGCUGCCGACGGCGGCGGCGGUGGCGGUCAGCAGGACGCCCCUACGAUCCAUGGAGUGCCGACACCGGGAUCAGCGGGCUUGCGGGGGGGGCGAAGAAAACGGGGCGCCGGAGCGGGGUCUGGAGGGGCCGGGCGGGGUCGGGCGGGCACCGGCGGAGGUGGAGCGACGGCCGCCGGUGGCACGCCGCCGCCCGCGGCAGGAAAGGGCUCUGCUGGGCCUGGUGGUGGCGCUGGCGGGGCCGCUGGCGGCGGCGGGGGUAAGGAAGGUCUCAGCGAGAGGAAGCGGGGCAGCGCUGUGGCGGGACUGGCGGAGCUCGGCUUCGAGGUUGGCAUUGUCGGGGUGUUGGGGUCGGGCUCGAAGGAAUCCCGGAAGGGGUCGAUGGCGGCGACAACUGUGGUGUCGACCGGGACGACGGCGGUAGCGAGAGGGAGAACGGCGUUGGGCCUCGACCGGGACCAGCUCGGGAGGGCAGCGAGCGGCCGCAGCGAUGUGACCGCGGGCGGCGGCGAGAUUUCUGGGCCGGUUGCGGCAGCAGCAGCGGCAGCGGCAGCAGCAGCGGCAGCAGCAAAUGCGGCGGCGGCAGCGGCGGCGGCGGCAGCGGCGGCGGGGCCGGCGGCGGGGCUGGCGGCGUCUGCCGGAGCGGCUGUACGCGAACACGCGCAGGCAGCCAAGCAAGAUAAGCCCAGAGAAAACAGAGGCGAAAAAAGCCCAAGUGUGGGUGGUGGUGAUAGUGGAAUCGGUGGCGGUGGCGGUGGCGGUGGCGGUAGCGGUGGCAGUGGUGGCGCUGUUGGUGACGCCACCGGUGGUGUUGCUGGUCGUACUGUUGGAGGGGGCGGCAGCGGCGACAGUAGUGGUAGUGGAGCUGCUAGCGGCGGCAGCGGUGGUGCUAGUGGCGGCGGCGGCGGUGCUAGUAGUGGAGCUAGUGGUGGCGGUGUAGAUACCUCAACGGUACCUGCGAAACGCCCGGGAAAGAAGAGAGCGCGCGAGGACCAGCGGGACAAGCCGGGUGGCGAGGAGGGCGAGCAGGACGAAAGAGAGGCGCAGAAUCCCACUCCGACAACGGCAGCGCCGCCAAAGAGAGGGCGGCGAGGAUCGGGAGCAGCGGGAGAAGAAGGUACCUCAACGACUUCUCGCGGCGGCGGCGGCGGCAGCGGCGGCGGUAGGGCUCGGCGCCUUAACUCCUCCUCCGCCUCUGGCGACGCAGAUGGGGGAGGCGGAGGGUCAAGAGGAGGCAGCGGCGGCGUUGGCGGGGACCAGCUGCUUAGAGAUCGUCGGUCUAGGAUCACCGCGCGCACCCUCCGGAGCAGCGGUAGCAUAUUCGACAUGGGGUCCAUCGUCAAGGGGAUAGGCUCGAGCUGGCUGUCCGGAGGCGGAGAGCAGGCGGAAGAGCUGAGGGUGGUGUGCGUCGAGGAGAGGGACGCGCUGGUCGAGCCCCCCGUGGUGCCCCCGGGGCUGGUGGCCUUUCUGGAGACACGCAGGACGAGGAGGGAUCGGGAGACUACACCGAUCACCCUGGAGCAAGCGCGGGCGAGAUACCGGACGGGUUUGAGGCUGCUUCCGCACAUGCUGUCGGCCGCGGCGGCGUCUGCCGAUGCCGACGGGGCUAGAAGCAAUGACAGCGGCAGCGAUAGCAGUGACGGCGCCAACGACGACGAAAAUUCGUCAGGAGACGAAGAAGAGAGCGGAGGCGGCGGCAACAGCAACGAUGGCGAUGGGGGCGGAGACGAUAAGCCGGCGGCAGCGGAGGUCGUGCCGACGCCGACAUCACUGCAACCGGAGCUGGUACCGGCGUCCUCCUCCUCCUCCGGACCCUCGCCGCCCGCAACGGAAGCAUCGGCGGCGGCGGCGGCGGUCGCCGCUCGGGGUAGCACUUCGGCGGUUACGCCAUCGUUGCCUGGCCUCGCCGUGGUGGCUGGAGACGUUGCGGAGGAGACAGAGAGCGCCGGAGGGCCGAGAAAAGAUGAGCCCGCGAGCGUUUCGGGGGGGGUGUCGGCGGGAGGGGGUUCGACGGGAAGACCUUCGUCGUCGCCGCCGUUGGCUGGCGCUGCCGUCGGAGCCGUCCCAUCGCCGCAAGAAAACGCGGCGCAACAAGGUGUUUUUCCGAUGGGCGGUUCCGUGGACGGCGGCUGUGCUGAUCGUGCCCCCGCCGAGUCCUUGGCCACGAGCGAGCCCGCGGGUGCUCACGCGUCGGCUGGCGAGGGUACUGCUAGCGUAGGCGGGAGCACCGGCGGCGGCGGGCGUGCGGGGGAUCCUUCAACGGCAGCUCCAUCUGCGGCUGCUGCCACCACGAUCAAGGGGGGCUCAGGACCGGCGGAAAGGGUCUCCGGGGCGGCGGACGCUUCUUCCACUGCCGGGUCGCUUGGGGCACAAGCGGGAACGUCCGCUCGGGCGACGGCGGCGGCUGACAGCGGGCCCGAGACGGCAACCCUGCCGUCCGCCAUGGAAACAUCGCCGCCUGCGGCAGCGACCAACUUAGCGCCAGCUGCCGACGACGCUCUUACCAGCGCUGGUGCGCCACCGCCCGCGGUCGUUGCGGGAUCUACGAGAUCUACGGUGGUUGGCGUGGCAGGUGGCGCUGAUCCGAUGGACGUAGAGAUCGAGAGUAGAACCAUCACCACCGCCGCCGCAACGAUGCAACCCGUCGCCAACAAGAAUCGAAAGGCACCGGGCGGCGGCGAUGUCGUUGCCACGGCGAAAGCUACAGAGGAAAGGAAAGAGCAAGCGACUACAAGGCCGCCGGCGAGCCCUGCUCUGCCGGCGGCAUCGUCUGCGGCGGAAGCGGGGGCAAGCGCGGACGACGGCGGCGGCGGCGGUGGCGGGGGUUCGGCGAAGAAGGCACGGAAAAAGAGCACCAGAAAAGCCCGGACGAAGGAAGCGAGGCCGUCACCACCGAAGGGCCCCGACGUGUUGCCGCCGCCGCUGGAGUGCGUCAUCGACAUGGGACGUCAGGAGACGAGGCGGGCGACGACCGAAGACGAACGGCCGUUGGGGCGACAACAGCGGCGCGAGAUACCGUGCGAACAGCCCCGUGACGGCGGCGGCAGCGCCAUCGACCGGCUGUACGGGGACCAGUGCCUGGAGAGGGAGGCCGCCGCUCGGUCGUUCUUCGCCGAGCACGAUAAACUCCGGCGGCAGUUCCUGGCGGCGGUGGAUCUGGUGGAGCUGGACAAGGCCGUCGAGUCCGAGGGGCUAGAGCUCCGGAACGGGUGCCGCACGGUCCAGACCCUCAAGAUGCGCCUCAAGACGCGAUGGCGGGAGGGCACUGUCCUUGGCACCAUUUUGAGCGACUCUUCUGGGUCUGGCGGAAGCGGCGGCAGCGGCGGCGGUGGCGGUGGCGGUGGCGGGCUGAGCCGGUGCACGAGCAAGGAGGUCCAGCAGGCGACGCUGAGGUGGCAGGAGCAGAUCAGGGCGGUCAUUACCGACCACAAGGAGCUGCUGAGGGAGGUGCUCGGAAGGCAGCGGCUGGAGGCCGGCGCCCUCCAGAUGGCGCAGCAGAUGGAGGUGCCCAAGGGGAAGGCCCCGCCGCUGAGCGUCCGCUUCGCGUUCCCGAACAUGUUUGACGAGGUCGCUCAAAGGCACAAGAUUAACAUGUGAGCUACAAAACUUGUGAGCCGAGGGCCGGCGCGAAGACCCCCUCUCGAGAGUUAACACAUCGAGGCUCGGCCCUAGCGCAUGUAGUGGUGUUUCUAUUGAGCAAUUUAGGCCCGAGGUCGGGCAUUAUGCAGUAACAUGCGUGCGGGGUUAGUUUUUUUUUCGCCACGUAGCGCUGAGGCUUGACGUAGUCUGUUUUUUUUUCAUUUCGAAAUCUCAGACCCGCUUCCUGUGGCGAGCUCUCUUUGUGAGCGGCCGAUACUUCUGAGUACCUUCAGAAGGGGAGGCAGGAGGCCAUUUAUGCGCUGAACGUCGAGCGGUGCCUCGAGGACAUGUUUACCUCGGCGCGUGCGUAUGUGUGUUUCGUGUGACAAACAACCAUCUUCUACGAGGCACGAGGCGCUUUCCGCCUUUGGAGAGAUCUUGCAUGUGUGGCGGUGUGUGCGCUCUGUCUCAUUCGGCAUGCGCAUACCGGCGCUCUCGUUGUUGCGACAGGUCCUGCAUCUCGCCCUGUUUUGUAUCGUCGGUAGCCGCCCGCCCUAGGCGAUGAAUUUUUGUAAAUACAUCCUCCAGUGUUAAAUAGUGUUUUUGGUCACUCUGAUGAUGAAGCAGCCGGCGAGGCCAGCCUGCCUUUUGCCGCGACUCGGGGGCGGGCUCUGAAGCACGUUGGUGGUAGCAUGUUGGUGGUACAGUAGUUUGGGAUGAUCGGGUAUUGAUGCAGGGACUGAGGCGUACCGCUCGUUGCCCUGGAAAUUCCGUGUAGCUGCAUGCUUGUUGAACCAUCGGCCACGCAUCCCGUGUUUGAUAGUGUUUGAUGGGAAACCAGGUGUACGAGGGUGUGUGCGCGCCUUUUCUUUCUCAGCGGCCCUGUACAAAACACGCGUUUCACAUCAUGACGGGGAGGGGUUUACCAUGAAGUGCGACAUUCGCGCAGAGUUUAUCGUUAGACUCGUUUUUGGGCGGGAAGGGUUUUCGUACUAUUUAGGGAGAUAUUUUU
Ectocarpus sp. CCAP 1310/34 is the source of this 7003-nucleotide messenger RNA. NCBI's taxonomy places the organism in Eukaryota, Phaeophyceae, Ectocarpales, Ectocarpaceae. The record is from the annotation of a GenBank genome assembly.